GCCCGCCCGCCGGAGGGGAGCAGAGCCCCAUGCGCUCGAGGCUCCGGGAUGAGUAGUGCCGCGUGCGCCCCGGGGCAGAGGGACAGCCAGGCCGCCCCGCCCUGGCCCAGUGAUUGAUCAGCAGCCCUUACCGAGCCUUUUACUGGUUCGCUUGGAUGGGAAUUAAUUCUGGGAUGGAUAAAUAAUGCCUUGAGGUUGGUGUAGUCCAAGGCAAGUCGUCGGUCGGAAGCAAGGAGAGGGAGCCCGAGGGAGCCUCGCCCGCCCGUAAAGCCAGCAGCCAUGGGGGCCCGAGACGGGCAGGAGGGGCAGUUGGGCCAGAGGAAGAGAAAAGGGAAGUGGAUGACAGCAUGAUCGGCACAAGGACUCUGGACUGGCGGCUUCUGGAAUAUGCUGAGCCCAAAGAUCAGGCAAGCCAGGAGGGCCCGCUCCAAAAGCCUGGUGAUGGGGGAACAGAGCCGCAGCCCGGGGCGGCUGCCCUGCCGCCGCCAGCUGGGCCCCGUGCUGAAGGAGGGCUGGCUGAAGAAGCAGAGGAGCAUCAUGAAGAACUGGCAGCAGCGCUGGUUCGUGCUGCGUGGGGAUCAGCUUUUCUACUACAAGGACAAAGACGAGACCAAGCCCCAGGGAUUUAUUUCUCUACAAGGGACCCAGGUGACUGAACUUAUUCCUGGCCCUGAGGAUGCAGGGAAGCACCUCUUUGAGAUCAGUCCAGGUGGUGCUGGGGAGCGGGAGAAGGUGCCGGCCACCCCCGAGGCGCUCCUGCUCAUGGCCAGCUCCCAGCGUGACAUGGAAGACUGGGUGCAGGCCAUCCGCCGGGUCAUCUGGGCCCCACUUGGCGGAGGUACUGCCCGUAGAUCGCAUGCUCACCCUCUAGAACCCUUGCCUUCAGGGAUCUUUGGGCAGCGCCUGGAGGACACAGUCCACCACGAGCGGAAGUAUGGCCCCCGCCUGGCCCCCCUGCUGGUGGAGCAGUGUGUGGACUUCAUCCGGGAACGUGGGCUCACCGAGGAGGGGCUCUUCCGCAUGCCCGGCCAGGCCAACCUGGUGAGGGACCUGCAGGAUUCCUUCGACUGUGGGGAGAAGCCACUGUUUGACAGCACAACAGAUGUGCACACGGUGGCCUCUCUGUUGAAGCUCUACCUGCGGGAGCUCCCCGAGCCCGUGGUCCCCUUCGCCAGGUACGAGGACUUCCUCAGCUGUGCCCAGCUGCUCACCAAGGACGAGGGGGAGGGGACUCUGGAGUUGGCUAAACAAGUGAGCAGCCUUCCCCUGGCCAAUUACAACCUGCUCAGAUAUAUCUGCAAGUUUCUGGAUGAAGUCCAGUCCCACUCGAAUGUCAACAAGAUGAGUGUCCAGAACCUGGCAACUGUUUUUGGACCCAACAUACUUCGGCCACAGAUAGAAGACCCGGUAACCAUCAUGGAAGGCACUUCUCUGGUCCAGCACCUGAUGACCGUCCUGAUCCGUAAACACUGCCAACUCUUCACUGCGAGGGCCGAGGAAGGGCUAGCCUCCCCGCGUGGGGGCCCACCGUGCACAGUGGGAUGGGGCUCCGAGGAGGUCCCGAGGGAUGGCCAGCCAGAACCCAGCAGCCCCAGCAGCCCUGGCCUGCCAUCACACAGGACCUCGUCUCUGGAUGGGGCCACUGUGGCAGCGCUGUCUAGAACCUCCCCCACGGGCCUGGGUAGCCGAGGCAGCCCUGCCACCACCAGCCCUGGGAAGAAAGUGCAGACUCUGCCCAGCUGGAAGUCUUCUUUCUGGCAGUCAGGGUCCCGUUCGGGGAGCCCGAAGGUGGGCAGCUCAUCCCUGGAGGUGCCCAUCAUCUCCUCCGGAGGGAACUGGCUCAUGAACGGGCUGUCCUCCCUGCGCGGCCACCGCCGGGCCUCCUCGGGAGAAAGGCUCAAGGACUCAGGCUCUUCGCAGAGACUCUCCACUUACGACAAUGUGCCCCCGCCCAGCGGCCUCUUUGCCAGCACCCCCAGUGUGGCCAGCACAGCGUGGUCAGGGGCCUCCUCUUGCGAGGCGUCGGCCAGGGGCUCGGUCAGCAGCUGCACGGCCUGCCGGGCCAGCGACUCGUCCGCCUGCAGCUCCCUGCAUACCGAGGGGGCCCUCGAGCCUUCCCCCUUCCCCAGUAGCAGUGAGGGCCGUAGAUCCCCGGACCUGGGCCCUGGCCUGGACGAGGUGGGCACCUGCAUCAGCAGCAGCGAGCCCAGCGACCCAGGCAGCCCCCCGCAGGACUAUGCUCGCUGCUCUGAGGCUCUCCAGGGCCUGGUCACGGAGCUCAGGGCGGAGCUGUGCCGGCAGAGGACUGAGUACGAGACCAGUAUAAAAAGACUCGAAGAAGGUAGUGCCAACCUGAGGAAACGAAUGUCACGGCUAGAAGAACAACUGGACCAGGAAAAGAAAAAGUACACAAUGCUGGAAAUAAAGCUGAGGAACUCAGAGCGGGCGCGGGAAGACGCGGAGAAGAGGAACCAGCUGCUGCAGAAGGAAAUGGAGGAGUUUUUUUCAACCCUGGGAAGCCUGACUGUAGGGGCAAGAAGUGACAAAGCCCCAAAGUGAAGGAGUAGAAAGAGCUCCCGUCCAUAGGGUGCUCGCCCGCCUCUGAGCAGAGAUGGCUGCCAGCCUCACAAGGAGCCACAAGGCUCUGCAGCUUGGACAUGGGCUUCAGUGGUGCCAGGAGCUCUGGAGCCAGCUGGAGGGAGGAGUCCUGAUGCCCCCAGGGGGGACUGUUGGGAGCCCAAACCCCACAUGGGAUCUGGAUGCUGUUCCAACCAUGCAGGGCCUGGCAGGUGUCUCGUGACCACCAAAACAGAUGGCACCUGGGAUCUGAGUAGCCCACUGGGCUACUUUUUUGCAUUCGUUAUUAAAUUUGCUACCAUAGCGUGAUGUCUGGAUGCCUGACUCCUUUAUGGUCAUGUAGAAUGGGGGUUACCAAGUUGCUCACAGGGUUGGAAGUCCCCAAGGUGUGCCAUGGGUGGAAUGGCCUAGGCUUCAGAAGUGGGUUGUGAAGCUCCUCGAGGAACACCCAGUGUUGUCACAGUCACUGAAGCUGGAUUUAUGCAAAUCUAUGUUUUGCUCCAUGUUCCCUGUGCCCAAGGCAAGACGAUUUUCCUCAGUCAGGCCUGCCUUCCCCCUCUGAGCCACCUGGGCCUCUGCAGCUGGUAUCUGGCCUGGAAUUCCUCUCAAGCCUUCCACCAUAACCUGCUUGCCUUUGCUUGGCCCCACAUCUGCUCCAGGGCCAGAGCCCCUGAGUCAGAGCUCAGCAUGGGCACUCUAUACCUCACUUCUGCACCCGGGUGUGCGUGGGGGCACAGUGGGUGUUUGAAGGAAAAGAGAGCCACAGGGACGGGAAGUGCCCAUUCUCUGUCCUCCAGGCGCCCCUCAGGCUGGGUGCCGUUUCCCUGCAGAGUCCCCUUCGAGCUAGUGCUAGUCCCUCUCCCUUCCAUGCCCAUUUUACCUUCUUUAGCUCAUCCUCAGACUUCAAGCCUCCAUCAGGGCAGAGCUUUCAACCAAGUGUUUACCUGGCCACCACCACACAUGUGCAGGCCUGGGCCAGAGCUCCUAGGGAUGGGACUUAGGGAGCAACAAAGGAGUGGCCUCUGAGCGGAGAGGACCGGCAUUGCUUCACUUACUCCUGCUGACAGUGUCCUUACAUAUCACCUCUUGCUAACCUGAGCACCAAAGUGCCCCAAUUUCUGAUCACUAUCUCUGGAAAAGUCCCUCAGGCCCAACCACCCAUCCACCUAGAGUCGGGUAUAAAC
Molecule: messenger RNA, 3761 nt
Organism: Callorhinus ursinus (northern fur seal)
Lineage: Eukaryota; Metazoa; Chordata; Mammalia; Carnivora; Otariidae
Gene: ARHGAP22
Product: Rho GTPase activating protein 22
Biological process (GO): activation of GTPase activity; signal transduction
Cellular component (GO): focal adhesion
Molecular function (GO): GTPase activator activity
Source: RefSeq, a predicted model, not a curated record